GACUCACAGUAACUUUUUUUCUUCAGAAUACGUUCUUAGUUCUUACAAAGAAAAUUUUCUUCAGCUUCUUCUUCUGCGCUCUGUCUCUCCUUUGCCAUCCAAACUGAAUUUCCUCAAUGGAAUCCAUGAACACCCCCAAAUCCCUCAAGACAGCGCAUCUCACCAAAUCAACAAGCACGGCCAUGGCGGACUCCAAUUUCGGCUCCAAGGUGAGGGUAAUCGUGAGGGUGCGCCCUUUCCUCUCUAGCGAAAUCGCUGCAAAGCACGAGCUCAGUUCCUGCAUCUCCCUUCUAGAUCAAGGCUCCGAAUCUGGAGACGAAGUGGCCGUUUACCUCAAAGAUCCUGAGAGCAGUCGGAGUGAAGUCUAUCAGUUGGACUCGUUCUUCAGUCCGGAAGACAACAACGUCAACAGGAUUUUCCAGAGAGAGGUGAGCCCGUUGAUACCUGGGUUGUUUCAGGGAUGCAAUGCUACAGUUUUCGCCUAUGGAGCUACCGGCAGUGGGAAGACCUACACAAUGCAGGGUAGUGAUGAAUUGCCGGGCCUGAUGCCGCUGGCCAUGUCCAAUAUUCUUUACAUGUGCAGCAGGACAGCAAGCACAGUUGAAAUUUCAUACUACGAAGUAUACUUGGAGAAAUGCCGUGAUCUUCUUGAACCUAAUGAAAAAGAGAUUGCGAUUCUGGAUGACAGAGAGGGGAAAACUCACCUCAAGGGCCUAUGUGGAGUGCCCGUCAGUUCAAUGCCGGAGUUCCAGGAGGUGUUCUCUCGUGGAACUCAGAGAAGGAAGGUUGCACACACGGGUCUCAAUGAUGUCUCCAGCAGGAGCCAUGGGGUGCUGGUGAUAAGUGUCUCCACUCCUAUUGGAGAUGGCUCAUCCGUUUAUGGGAAGCUUAACCUCAUAGAUUUAGCUGGCAAUGAAGACAAUAGGAGGACAUUCAAUGAGGGGAUCCGUCUGCAGGAGAGUGCCAAGAUCAACCAGUCCUUGUUUGCUUUGUCGAAUGUUAUCUACGCACUGAACAACAACAAACAGUGGAUACCAUAUCGUGAAAGCAAACUGACCAGGAUUCUGCAGGACUCUCUUGGAGGAACAAGCCGUGCUCUGAUGGUUGCCUGUCUGAAUCCUGGAGAGUACCAAGAAUCCGUAAACACAGUCAGCUUGGCAUCUAGGUCUCGCCACGUCAAGAAUUUUGUGCCUUCAGCUCAGAAACUGGAGACUCCAAAGGUCAAAAUGAACAUGGAAGCGAAACUCCAAGCUUGGCUGGAAUCAAAGGGAAAGACCAAGAGUAAUGCCCAUAGAGCUUGUGUUUCACCUUCCCCAUUUCCUAUUAAUUCUGCCAAGAGACUUGAUUUCCUAGGCUCUGUUAAAGCAAAGGUCAGUACUCGGAACGCAGCUUCAAACUCCAAGAACAGGAUGCUUUCUGUGCCUUUCAGAAGCUUACAGCUGAACGAUGAAAAUUUGUCUGAUCCUUCUGUUGAGGGAGUCAUGGCUCAAGUUGCUGACAUUAAAGGAUCCCUCGAGAAGGAAAAGGAGAAGUUAGAAUCAAAGGAGUCGAUCAACUUAGGAACAACAUCACCACCAGUGACUGAUAAGAAAAGUAGCAGCCGCACAGUACAGGAAAGUCCUCUAAGGAAGGUGUUAUCCCCAAUCUGUCCGAACAUGAACAGAAUUGUUGAGCAGCAAGCAACUACUCCUCCAAAAACACCACUGCUUGCAACUUGUGAAGGGAAGAUGGUGGCGACCACCCCACUAGACAAAUUCAACUUCAUGAGCUCCAACCUAAAGAGCUCUAUGAUUAAUGAGUAUCUCAACUUCUUGAACACGGCCAGCAGAGACGAACUACUGGAAAUUAAGGGCAUAGGAGUUAAGCUGGCAGAAUACAUUGUAGAACUCCGAGAAACAAGCCCUUUGAGAUCAUUGAGUGAUUUGGAGAACAUUGGGCUCUCCUCUAAACAGGUUCACAACAUGUUCAGCAGAGCGGCGCAAGGGAUAUUUGAAUCAGGAAAGGAUUAAGGAUUGAAAACAAAGCGUCGGAGUUGGGUAAAAACUCCAAUCCCCCCAUUCAGAUUGUGUCUCCGGCAAAGGACCUUACCUCACAGCUUUGUCUGUAUUUCUACUAAACCGUCCAUCAUAUCCUCGAUGAGCAAUAUUCCUACCGUAUUUGUACACCUACUGUAAAGGAUUAACCUUCUCGUGCUUAAUGCUAAUCUGAACCCUUGUCUUCCAACUCAUUAGAUUCGAGUUUUGAUUCAAACAAACAAACGCAUACUCGAACACGGAAAGCAUGCGUCCUUUAUUAAGACAAGACUCGCUGAAUCGCUAAUACAAUUCAGUCGGGACACCUUCCUUCCACUACAUAUACAUUACGUAACGGCCAACACCAACACAUCUUAGAAACACGCACGGAUCGGAAAACUGGAAAAAAAAAAAACAAAAACAUUAUUUCAUACUCUUAAAUACGAUCGAUUGGAGAGACACACGCUCCCAGCUCGCUUCUCAUUUGCAGGUGCAGGGGUCGCAGGUGCACUUGUCGCCGCACUUGCACCCGCCGUUCUCCGCGAACACCGCCCCGCUCUCGAAGCUGGCCUUCGCCGGCGCCACUCCGAGGACCACCGUCCCGGCAGCCGCGGUCGUCUCGGCGUAGCUCACAUCCGGAUACAUCUUGCAUCCGCUGCAGCUGGUGCCGCACUUGCAGCCGGAGCCGCAUCCACAGUUUCCCGCGCAGCACGACGACGACAUUACGGAAUUUUCUUUUUUGGACAACACAAAAUCAAAUCUAGAUAUGGCGAGUAAAGGAGGUGAUCAAGAGCGAGCUGGUAAUUUGAUGAGAAAGUAAAAAGUAGGGAACUGAAUUUAUAGUACUUGGAGGGGGAGGGGAGGAGAAUGCAGAAAUUCGCUAGUGGCCGUCCACGUGUCCGCUCGCGCGGGGCGGUAGCGGAUCUAGAAACUGUUAGAAGUUUACACCUCCGAUCCGCCCUUACCUUCCUCCACGUACGCACGUCACUACCGGUGGUUCCCGAUUUCCAAUUCCCCUUUUCCUUGAGAAGCGGGGCAAAGCAAAACAACAAAACUGAU
Molecule: messenger RNA, 3071 nt
Organism: Linum tenue
Lineage: Eukaryota; Viridiplantae; Streptophyta; Magnoliopsida; Malpighiales; Linaceae
Source: the annotation of a GenBank genome assembly